Tyto alba (common barn owl) is the source of this 1505-nucleotide messenger RNA. RefSeq names its product methionine sulfoxide reductase B2 (gene MSRB2). The record is from RefSeq and is a predicted model, not a curated record. Gene Ontology annotation, molecular function: peptide-methionine (R)-S-oxide reductase activity. Gene Ontology annotation, cellular component: cytoplasm. NCBI's taxonomy places the organism in Eukaryota, Metazoa, Chordata, Aves, Strigiformes, Tytonidae. Gene Ontology annotation, biological process: response to oxidative stress; protein repair. The transcript has 5 exons. Bases 12 to 536 code for a protein of 174 amino acids.
GUCCCGGCGACAUGGCGGCUCGGCUGCUGCGGGCGCUGCUCGGGAGCCGCCGGUGCCGCCUCUGCUGCCCGCCGGGGAGCUCCGGCCGCCGCACAGACACCAGCUCUCUGACUAAACAAGCUGAAGCAACUAUUGCUACAGACUGGAAAAAAAAAUUGACUCCAGAGCAAUUCUAUGUUACAAGAGAAAAAGGAACUGAACCGCCAUUUAGUGGGAUCUAUCUGGAUAACACUGAAUCAGGAAUAUACUACUGCGUGUGCUGCAAUGCCCCACUGUUCAGCUCAGAAAAGAAGUACGAUUCUGGGACUGGAUGGCCAUCGUUCUCUGAGGCUUAUGGUACUUGUGGCAGAGAUGAAAGUAAUACCAAUAUAGUGAGACAACAAGAUAACUCAUUGGGAUCAACUAGAACUGAAGUCAUCUGCAAACAGUGUGAUGCCCAUCUAGGCCAUGUGUUCGAUGAUGGUCCCAUACCUUCUAGGCAAAGGUUUUGUAUCAACAGUGUUUCAUUAAACUUCAAACCGGGCUCUGGUCAGUGAGAAGUGGAUCUCUGUGGGUUACAGAACAUCCUUUCACUGUUCAUACAACAGGCUUAUGAAAAACUCUCUUAAUAAACAGAACUCAAAUUUUAGUAUUUAUGCCAUUGCAGCUUUGCUUUCCAGCUAUUAUCAGUGUUGAUAAAAUACAUAUUUUUGUGGUAACUCUCUGGCAGUCUGCCUUUUCAUGGUUAGUGUGAUGUAAGCUUUGAUCUAUUUAUUGUAUUUUUUUAAUUAAAAAAAAAUAUGUAUGCAAUAGUUCACUCAUAGCUAUCAUAAUCAAGUGUACUGACACUGCUGAAAUUAAGUGCUCUCCUGAACUUGACUUUGACUAUGCUGAACAGUAGUUGUGGCACCCAGGAAUACAGGUGUACAUGGCUGAUCAUGCCAGAGCUUUUACUUCUUCAAAACCAUUGUAUUCUUCUGAAGGGAAACAAAAAUAACAUGAAUCUCCAAACAAGGUUUGAGGGGGGGGGGUUCCCCUGAUGUGAGAGACUUUUAGCCAAGCCAAGUGACUUUUCCAUGAACCCAUAAAAGCAAAGUCCUGAAAGAAGGCCUAAUUAAAACUAUUCCAGGCAACAGAGCCAGGGGAGACACGGAGUCUUUCUUCUUUUAAAUCAAUUUGAUUCUGUGUCCAAUAGCAGAGCUGAAGUAAGGUUUGCUCAAAGAACUUCCUCUUACAGAAAUAAUAUGAUAAUAAUGUAACAAUCAGUGUAAUACCUCCAGACUUCUGUCAUCACCUGUGUAUUUCAGAAUCUGAAAAUAAAAAUUAAUGUGAAAUUUACUGUAUUUGGAGGAAAAAAAAAUCAUCAUCAAAAAACACGUUCAGUUUUUUGUGAAGUGAUGCUUUUGUUAAAAACGUACCUUGUCUGUUCUUCUUUGUACAAGUUUGUAAAUAUUUCUGUAUUCUCCCAAGCAUUAUCACCAUGGUUUGCUGUAACAGGAAAAUAAAUGGUAUGGUUGUUAAAUUGA